GCAUCCUCUCUCUCUCUCUCUGUCUCGCUCUCUCUCUCUCUCUCUCUCUCUCAGCUCCUGUUCCUCCCAACCCUGGCUCCAUCACCUCCAGACCUCUCCUCUCCACGACACACCCAUCAAUAAACAUCACCAUGGCAACUGAGCCCUUAAACUCUGCAGUUCUAGGUCCACCAGUGGUCAUCAUGGUGUGUGUGAGUCUGGCUGUGUUGGUGGUGGGACUCAUCCUGCUACUGAUAUACAAAUGGAGGAGAAACAGGAAAUCAUCAAGACCAGUCACCAAUCCAGACACAACAACUCAAGACUCCACCUACCAAACCCUCAACACAGCAACCCAAGACUCCACCUACCAAACCCUCUACACAACAAACCAAGACUCCACCUACCAAACCCUCAACACAACAACCCAAGACUCCACCUACCAAACCCUCAACACAACAAACCAAGACUCCACCUACCAAACCCUCAACACAACAACCCAAGACUCCACCUACCAAACCCUCAACACAACAACCCAAGACUCCACCUACCAAACCCUCAACACAACAACCCAAGACUCCACCUAUCAAACCCUCAACCCAGCAACCCAAGACUCCACCUACCAAACCCUCAACACAGCAACCCAAGACUCCACCUACCAAACCCUCAACACAGCAACCCAAGACUCCACCUACCAAACCCUCAAUACAACAACCCAUGACUUCACCAUUCAAACCCAAAACACAACAGACCCAAACUAAAAUGAUGGCACCAUUAACUUCACACUGAGACAGGAUAGUGUUAGCGAAGUGUUAGUCUCUGUAACAUUUGUACUUGGAAAUCAAUUUUGGAGCAUACUUUUUCAAUCACAGUAAAUAUAUGUGGAUCAAUUUAAUACAAUAUAGUGAUGUAUACCUGAUGCAUAUAUUGUCAUCAUCUCAACAAUGUGUUCCUCGUCUGCUGAAAUAGACAUGGUAACUUUAGAACAGUGAAGUUGACAGUUUUAAGACUUAGUCACCUACAGGAAGCUGAGUUGUCUGGUGGUUUAGAAGUCUAACCUCCGGCCUGAUUGAACCAGUUUCACUCUGCAGCACAUAUAGACCUGGAGACACUGAGGUCACUACAGAGAAAUGAGGAUGUGUAGGCAAAUGCCCAUCCCCUGAACACCACCUCUGACAUGGAGAGAUAGAGAGAGAGAGAGAGAGAGAGAGAGAGAUAGAUAGAGUGAGUGAGAGGAGUUGGGUGUCAGAGGAGGAAGGAGCUUUCAAAAAAUAAGAAAGAUCUCUUCAGAAACACCCAGCUGUCAAACUAGUAACUGACAGACAAGCUGUUGUUGACCUGUGCUAGCUGGUAGUAUAGUAAAGUAACAUUAACAGUACAGUAACUGUGCUAGUAAAGUAACUUUAACAGUAUAGUAACUGAGGAGUAACUGUCCAGAAUGAAGAUACUCCAUCUUGUCUACUGCUGUCUCCUCUCAUAUGAGUUCUGUCUGUUUGUCUGUCUCAGUUUCUAUACUAAUGUCUGGAUCAUAUAGUACAUAAUGAAUUAGAUAAUUAUUUGUAAUUAUUUGUCUGUAAGUAACAUGUGUGCAGAUUUGAGCAGGGUGAAAGUAAGAUUUGAGCAGGGUUAAAGUAAGAUUUGAGCAGGGUCAAAAUAAUAUUCAUGCAGGGUUAAAGUUUGAUUCAUGCAGGGUUCAAGUCAAAUUUGAGCAAGAUUAAAGUAAGAUG
Messenger RNA from Salmo salar (Atlantic salmon), 1703 nucleotides. NCBI's taxonomy places the organism in Eukaryota, Metazoa, Chordata, Actinopteri, Salmoniformes, Salmonidae. The record is from RefSeq and is a predicted model, not a curated record.